Messenger RNA from Aspergillus homomorphus CBS 101889, 366 nucleotides. RefSeq lists its product as uncharacterized. Bases 1 to 366 code for a protein of 121 amino acids. Lineage: Eukaryota; Fungi; Ascomycota; Eurotiomycetes; Eurotiales; Aspergillaceae. The transcript has a single exon. The record is from RefSeq and is a predicted model, not a curated record.
AUGCCGCCAUCAACAAAAUCUGACACAGACCGCGGUCUAUUCGAGAAACGAAACCCCGAAGGCUGCAACGCAGCCCUGAUCUACAGUAAGUGCGAAGAAACACCCCCGAGCGAGCGUCCCAUGCGAACGACAAAUUUGGGAAUGGAGAAAUGGUUUGGUGAUACAUUUGGGGUGGAUUUAGGACCUCACCCCGGUCGAAUCAUGAGCAUCAUGCGUCACGAAGCAUUCCGCAAGAUUGUCCUCUGGUACUGCCAGACUCAGUACGGGGAGAAAGUGUUGGGAUGGAAUCUCAUGAAAUCGAUCGUCACAUUGAAGCUUGAUUCGGAAAGAUCGCUUCCUUUGAUCUUCGCUGAUAAGGGUGCUUAA